Oryza brachyantha (malo sina) is the source of this 2212-nucleotide messenger RNA. Its product is annotated as rop guanine nucleotide exchange factor 1. Gene Ontology annotation, molecular function: guanyl-nucleotide exchange factor activity. Lineage: Eukaryota; Viridiplantae; Streptophyta; Magnoliopsida; Poales; Poaceae. The transcript has 5 exons. The coding region runs from base 219 to 1901 and encodes 560 amino acids. The record is from RefSeq and is a predicted model, not a curated record.
GUGUGUGCUUGCUGUCUCUCUCUCUCUCCUCACAUCGCUUUCCCCUCUCUUCCCUUGCCGUCUCGUCGCAUCCACCUCGCCACCUUCCCCUCGCGGAUGCGAUUCCCUCUCCCCCACCUCCUCCUCCUCCUCCUCCGCCGCCGCCGCAGCAGCAGCAGCAGCUCGCCGUAGCAAGCAUUGCCGGGGCGCGCGCGAGGCGAGGAGGGAGGGGGGCGCAAAUGGCGAGCGCGUCGGAGGACGACGCCGGGUCGGAGCGCUGCUGCGGGAGCUACAGCCCCAGCGCCGACGUCAGCGAGUCGGAGACCUCCAGCGACUGCUCCGCGCCGACCACCACCACCACCACCACCCGCCGCUUCGCCUCCUCCUCGGCCUCCCGCGGCCUCGCCUCCUCCUCCUCCUCCCUCCUCCCCACCCCGCCCUCCGCCGCCGCCUUCUUCCUCUCCGCCAAGCCCGCCGCCGACCUCUCCGAGGUCGACAUGAUGAAGGAGCGCUUCGCCAAGCUGCUGCUCGGGGAGGACAUGUCCGGGAGCGGCAAGGGCGUCUGCACCGCGCUCGCCAUCUCCAACGCCAUCACCAACCUCUCCGCCACCGUGUUCGGCGAGCUGUGGAGGCUGGAGCCGCUGGCGGCGGUGAGGAAGGCGAUGUGGACGCGGGAGAUGGACUGGCUGCUCUCCGUCGCCGACUCCAUCGUGGAGCUCACCCCGUCGAUCCAGGAGCUCCCCGACGGCGGGGGGCAGUUCGAGGUCAUGGUGCCGCGCCCGCGCAGCGACCUCUACAUGAACCUCCCCGCGCUCAAGAAGCUCGACGCCAUGCUCCUCGCCAUGAUUGAUGGGUUCAAGGAGACGGAGUUCUGGUAUGUGGACAGGGGAAUCGUGGUUGAUGACAGCGGGGGGCCCUUCUCCUCCUCGUCGUCCUCCUGUGGGCGGCCGUCGGUGCGGCAGGAGGAGAAAUGGUGGCUGCCAUGCCCGCGGGUGCCGCCCAAGGGGCUGUCCGAGGAUGCGAGGAGGAAGCUGCAGCAAGACCGGGAUUGUGCGAACCAGAUACUGAAGGCGGCCAUGGCGAUUAACAGUGAUGUCCUUGCUGAGAUGGAGAUCCCGGAAGUGUACUUGGAGUCAUUGCCAAAGAGUGGUAAAUCUUGCCUGGGUGAGAUAAUUUACCGAUAUAUAACAGCUGAGCAGUUCUCACCAGAAUGUCUCCUCGAUUGCUUGGAUCUGUCGUCAGAACACCACACGCUUGAGGUAGCAAACAGAAUAGAGGCUGCCAUCCAUGUUUGGAGACUUAAAGGCCAAAAGAAAUCCACGCCUCAAGCAAAAUCAAAGAAAUCUUGGGGCGGCAAAGUUAAGGGCCUUGUUGGAGAUUCAGAAAAGAGUCAUGUUUUGUCCCAAAGAGCUGAUGGGUUGUUGCAGAGCUUAAGAUUGCGAUACCCUGGUUUGCCACAAACCUCCCUUGACAUGAACAAGAUCCAGUAUAACAAGGACGUUGGGCAGUCCAUACUCGAGAGUUACUCAAGAGUUCUGGAGAGCUUGGCAUUUAACAUAAUUGCCAGAAUUGAUGAUGUAAUUUAUGUGGAUGAUGCAACCAAGAAAUCUGUGGCUUCUGAGUCUGUGUCAAUCUUCAAUCGCGGCAUCGGUGUACCAGUUCAGAAGAGAAUAUCCCCCAGUCCGUUCUCAAUUCAUAAUACACCGUAUGCCUCUCCAUUUGCUACACCCACAUUCUGCUCCUCCACUCCAGUUACAGGCAGCCCUGGAAGAGUACAGCCUCCAUUAAACAAAAACAACUUACCAGCAAAACAAGAAGUUAAAGUCGAGAAGCUGUUUCCUGGUGAUAUAGAGAAAGUCUGGACAUAUGCAGGGAACCUGAGCGCCAGGAAAGACGCAGGAGAUGCCCCUGAAAGGGACUGAAAGGCAAUGAAGAAUGUUCAGAUUUUUAGAGGUGUCUCAGCAAGAUCAACAGGUUUCAACAAAUCCUGUUCUGGUCAUUAGCUAGAUUUUCCCUGUACAGAAGCAACAUGAUUCAAUUUUUUUGUGCUUUCAUAGCGAGCCAAGGGUCGUCUAUCCUUUUACUUACAACAAGUAAAGGAAUGACCCCUGAGUCUUGAUCGCAUCUGAACAAGUCAUAGUUUCACGUAGCUGCCUCUGUCGGACAUGUACUCUCUUGUUCAUGUUUAUACUAGCUGGUUUAGUUAGCAGAAAGUGAUUGUAGUUCAGGUGCU